GGGCGGACUCUUUUUCUCUCGUUCUCUGCCGUCUUGCCCCCCCCACCCCUGUUAACCCCCCCCCCCAGCACCCCUCCCCUUUACCCCGCACCCCCGCCUCCUCCCGGCGCAGGACGCGCACGUCCCGUUGGAGGCGGCGGCUGGCGGAGGAUUGUUCGGUGCUGGUGGUGGUGGUGGCCGUGGUGGCGGCGAGGCCCGGGCCGGGCCAUGGCUGAGUUCCUGCCCCCGCCCGAGUGCCCCGUCUUCGAGCCCAGCUGGGAGGAGUUCGCCGACCCCUUCGCCUUCAUCCACAAGAUCCGGCCCAUCGCCGAGCAGACCGGCAUCUGCAAGGUGCGGCCGCCGCCGGACUGGCAGCCUCCAUUUGCAUGUGAUGUUGAUAAGCUUCACUUCACUCCGAGGAUCCAGAGGCUUAAUGAACUAGAGGCCCAAACCCGUGUAAAGCUGAAUUUCCUGGACCAGAUUGCAAAGUUUUGGGAACUUCAGGGAUGUACGCUGAAAAUUCCACAUGUGGAGAGGAAGAUCUUGGAUUUAUUUCAGCUUAAUAGACUAGUUGCAGAAGAAGGAGGAUUUGAUGUAGUUUGCAAGGAGAGAAAAUGGACCAAAAUAGCCACUAGAAUGGGAUUUGCUCCUGGCAAAGCAGUGGGUUCGCACAUCCGUGCGCACUAUGAGCGUAUUCUCUAUCCUUACAACUUAUUCCAGUCUGGAGCUAGCCUAUUGUGUUUGCAGAAACCAGAUCUUGCUAGUGACACAAAGGACAAGGAAUAUAAGCCCCAUGAUAUUCCACAGAGACAGUCUGUUCAGCCGUCUGAAACUUGUCCACCUGCUCGUCGAGCAAAACGCCUAAGAGCAGAGGCAACCAAUAUGAAAACUGAAUCUGAACCUUCAGAGGCCAGAACUCAUAAUCUGAGACGCAGAAUGGGAUGUGCACCUCCAAAGUGUGAAAAUGAAAAGGAAAUGUAUAGUUCAGUGAAACUUCCUGAGAAGAGAGAACAUGCUGGGGAGCCAGAGAAAGACAAAUCCAAAGCCCGAUCCAAAAAACCUACUAAUGCUGUGGAUUUGUAUGUAUGUCUCUUAUGUGGCAGUGGUAACGAUGAGGACCGUCUCCUGUUGUGUGAUGGCUGUGAUGACAGUUACCAUACUUUUUGUUUAAUUCCACCCCUUCAUGAUGUUCCCAAAGGGGACUGGAGGUGCCCCCAGUGUUUGGCUCAGGAGUGUAAUAAGCCUCAAGAAGCGUUCGGUUUUGAACAAGCAGCAAGAGACUAUACGCUGCGCACCUUUGGAGAAAUGGCAGAUGCAUUCAAGUCAGACUAUUUUAACAUGCCAGUACAUAUGGUCCCCACUGAGCUGGUUGAAAAGGAAUUCUGGAGACUUGUUAGUACCAUUGAAGAGGAUGUUACGGUGGAAUAUGGAGCUGAUAUUGCUUCAAAGGAGUUUGGCAGUGGCUUCCCAGUUAGAGAUGGGAAAUUUAAAGUGAGACCGGAAGAAGAGGAAUACCUUGAUAGUGGCUGGAAUUUAAACAACAUGCCUGUGAUGGAGCAGUCUGUUCUUGCUCACAUCACUGCAGACAUAUGUGGAAUGAAAUUACCUUGGCUAUAUGUAGGAAUGUGCUUUUCUUCAUUUUGUUGGCAUAUUGAAGAUCAUUGGAGCUAUUCGAUUAACUAUCUGCAUUGGGGGGAGCCUAAAACGUGGUAUGGAGCCCCAGGUUAUGCAGCAGAACAGCUGGAGGAUGUAAUGAAGAAGCUUGCUCCAGAGCUAUUUGAAUCUCAGCCAGAUCUCUUGCACCAACUUGUCACCAUAAUGAACCCGAAUACUUUGAUGGCCCACGGAGUGCCUGUUUAUCGAACCAAUCAGUGUGCUGGAGAGUUUGUGAUCACUUUUCCAAGAGCUUAUCACAGUGGCUUCAAUCAGGGUUUCAAUUUUGCUGAAGCUGUGAACUUCUGCACUGUUGAUUGGCUGCCAUUGGGUCGCCAAUGUGUAGAACAUUAUCGUCUGCUGCACCGUUACUGUGUGUUUUCUCAUGAUGAGAUGAUAUGUAAAAUGGCUUCCAAAGCAGAAUUUCUUGAUGUUGUGGUAGCAUCUACUGUUCAAAAAGACAUGGCUAUUAUGAUUGAUGAUGAGAAGAUGCUGCGCGAGAAGGUUCAGAAACUGGGAGUGACUGACUCGGAGAGAGUGGCUUUUGAGUUGUUUCCUGAUGAUGAGCGACAGUGCUUAAAGUGUAAAACCACUUGUUUCAUGUCUGCUGUUUAUUGUCCAUGUAAACCUGGAUUACUGGUAUGCUUGUAUCAUGUAGAGGAUCUUUGUUCCUGUCCCACCUACAAAUAUAAACUGGGGUACCGCUACACUCUGGAGGAGCUCUAUCCAAUGAUGAACGCAUUAAAGAUGCGUGCAGAAUCAUACAACGAAUGGGCUUCCAAUGUUAAUGAAGCUUUGGAGGCAAAAAUUAACAAUAAAAGAAGUCUCGUCAGUUUUAAGGCUUUGAUAGAAGAAUCAGAAAUGAAAAAGUUUCCAGAUAAUGACCUACUGCGACACCUCAGACUAGUUACACAGGAUGCAGACAAAUGUGCCUCAGUUGCGCAACAGCUUCUUAAUGGCAAAAGACAAACCAGGUAUCGCUCUGGAGGAGGGAAAUCUCAAAAUCAGCUGACUGUGAACGAGCUCCGUUUGUUUGUAAGGCAGCUGUAUGCUCUGCCCUGCGUCCUCAGUCAGACACCAUUACUGAAGGAUCUUCUUGAUCGUGUAGAAGCUUUUCAACAGCAAAGCCAAAAACUCCUUUCUGAAGAAAUGCCUUGUGCUGCAGAACUCCAGGAGCUGUUAGAUGUCAGCUUUGAUUUUGAUGUUGAUUUACCCCAGCUUGCUGAGCUGCGGAUACGUCUGGAACAGGCACGGUGGCUCGAGGAUGUGCAACUCGCUUCCUCAGACCAAAACUCUCUUACUCUAGAUGAUAUGAGACGUCUUAUAGACUCAGGUGUUGGACUGGCUCCCUACCCAGCGGUUGAGAAAGCAAUGGCAAAGCUGCAAGAGCUCCUUACUGUAUCUGAACACUGGGAUGACAAAGCCAGAAAUCUGAUAAAGGCCAGACCACGGCAGUCACUGAGCAGUCUUGUAGCAGCACUGAAAGAAAUAGAGGAGAUCCCAGCCUAUCUCCCAAAUGGUGUUGCACUGAAAGAUGCAGUGCAGAAGGCCAAAGACUGGCUGCAGGAAGUGGAAUCUUUACAGGUUGGAGGUCGUGUGCCGGUACUGGACACGUUAGUGGAACUCGUCACAAGAGGUCGAUCUAUUCCAGUGCACCUGGACUAUCUGCUGAGGCUCGAGUCCUUGGUGUCAGAAGUUCAGGCAUGGAAGGAGUGUGCAGCUAACACAUUUCUGUGCGAGAACUCCCCUUACUCUCUUCUGGAGGUGUUAUGUCCCCGGUGUGAUAUUGGAAUAUUGAAUCUUAAAAGAAAGCAGAAGAAGCUGAAGGAGCCAGUGCCAAGCGGAAAGAAGAAAAGCACUAAGCUAGAGAGCUUGAGCGACUUAGAAAGAGCUCUUUCUGAGAGCAAAGACACCGCAUCUGCGAUGGCUACGCUCGGGGAAGCCCGGUUAAAGGAGAUGGAAGCACUGCGGUCUCUCCGAGCAGCAAAUGAAGUGAAGGUGCUGUCUAAUGAAGAGGAUGCAGAAAUGAAAGUCUGUCUAUGCCAGAAGGAGCCGGCUGCUCCGAUGAUUCAGUGUGAGCUCUGCAGAGGGUUCUUCCAUACCAGCUGUGUUUCGGUGCCCAACAUUUUGCAGGGACCUCGUGUAUGGCUCUGUCCACACUGUCAUCGAUCAGAAAAACCACCUCUAGAAAAAAUCUUGCCGUUGCUGGCCUCCUUGCAGCGUAUCCGUGUGAGGCUUCCUGAGGGCGAUGCCUUACGGUAUAUGAUAGAGAGAACUGUGAACUGGCAGCACAGAGCACAACAAAUGUUAUAUUCAGGGAAUCUAAAACUUAUACAAGACAAAGUUGGCUCAGGAUUGUUGUACAACAGAUGGCAAGCCACAGCAGGCCAUUUGCCAGAGACAAAUAAGGUUUCGCAAACAAUUGGAGCUAUGUCAUUCUCCAUGCCUCAUGACUGGGAUAACAGAACCAUAUAUUUACAUUCUCCAUUUUCUACAGGACAGCAAUGCAUCCCACUUCAUGUCAUUAGCACAGAGCUGGAUGAGCUGAUGAUGGAAGCCCAGCUGCUACAGGUUUCUCUGCCUGAAAUACAGGAGCUGUACCAGAUCCUAUUCACAAAGCAAAGCCCUGCUUUGCAGACAGAGCAGAAGUCAUCAGUUGGACCGACAAAUGAGAAGAAUGAGUGUUGCCGGGGAAAAAAGGAUGGAAUUAGUUACAUGGAAAGAAAACUAAAGCGGCGUUUUGAGAGAGAGAGCUUCUGUGAUGAGAAGAGAGCAAGGGUAAAAAAAAUGAGAACACCCAAAAAGAAGAAACUGAAACUGAAUCACUCAAGGGAUCUCUGCACUAACAAACUGGAGAGAGAGCGUGAGCGACUCUUCGAGAUGCAGCGUUCCAGUGAAAGCCACUUGUUUCCCUCAGAUAUGUCAUUCUCUGAGCAGGAGGACUCUGAGGAUGAGGAUGCCAUCUGCCCUGCUGUGAACUGUCUCCAGCCUGAGGGAGAUGAGGUGGAUUGGGUCCAGUGCGAUGGCAGCUGCAACCAGUGGUUCCACCAGGUGUGCGUGGGCAUCUCUCCAGAAAUGGCAGAGAAGGAGGACUACAUCUGCAUCAGCUGCACUGGGAAGGACUCUCAGUAUCGGAAGUAAAACUCCCCAUAAACCAUUCAGAACUUGAGUAAAGAAGGUUAUCAGAGUUUUCCAAUAAAGCCACAGGGGCUGGUUUAAGAACCAGAUUGCAAAUGGUGCUACUUCUAUCCUCAUGGGAUCAUUUUCCAGAACUCAAAACAAUUUUUGACACUUUUGUAUUUUUCCCUUGAUCUUUGUGGUUGUUGAGGUUUGAGAAGCUGACUGUUUAGCAGGGGUUCCCACCAAUUUGGAAGGCAUUUGAAACAUGCACCUUUUAUUGUACAGCAUUAAAUUACCUCUCUGGGAUUUACCGGCAUAUUUAAUUCAGCUUGGUUUAGGUGCAAAAAAACCUGCACCAUGGAUUUUCCAAUAAAUCCUCUUUUGAGGAAAUCCCUGUUUACUCUGUUAACUCUUUGGAGACUUUAGGUUUUUUUCCACUUUGUUUUUCGUAGACUAGGUUUAUUUAUCUGAGCAAUAACUUCUAUGUCUGGUUUCAGUGACUGGAAUGACAAUUCUGAACAGCGUGUUGCUUUUAGCAUUGGUUGAUGUACAGAAAGCAAAUGUUAGAUCCUAGUGUCACUGACGGCCCAGUGAUGUAGAAGACAGGAGAGAAAAAAAAAAAAAAAAGCUCUGUAAAGUAAUUGCCACAGCUGUAUUUUGGCUUUCUCCUUUUUUGGGUAGCUUGUAUCAAAUGUUGCAGUUUAUAUUGUGGAAUAAACCCCUGGUUAUGUUAUAAAAUUAAAUGUUGGUGUUUUUAGAGAGCUUGAAAUGCAGUUUCAUUUCCCUCUGGAUAGAUCUUUGUCAAUGGGUUCUUAUAUUCAAGAGAAUUCCCUCUUAAAGGAAAAAAAUGCAAUGGUAUUUUCUUACCUUUUAUACUCAGGUUCUUACAUCGAAAAAAAAAAAAGUUUUUCAAGUCUUUUCAAAGCUUCUCCAAAACUGUGGUUAUUUACAGGUCGGGUGAACAGAGGGUCACGACUGCAGUUUGGCAGGUGAAGGAGUGGGCAGUUGACUCAGGCGGCAAAGGUGCGGGGCAGCUCCUUCUGCCGGCCUGGUGCAGCUGCCUCCUGCAGGAAGGACUCUCCCUGCAGCACGUAUUGCAGCUGGCCCGGCAGCGCACUUGUUGGCAGUCCACAGAGUGCUCUCUCAUUCCUUUCAGCUGCUUCUGCUUGUGUUUGGGCUAAAAACCUGAGGAAUGAGGAAAUUUCUGGACAGGUUAUGAUUCCGUCAAAGGCUGUGUUUGAGGACCUUAAUGUGGGGGAAGAAGGGGACGGUGCAGCUGAUGGCAGGCAGUAAGAAGGAGACGAAAGGAAUAAAAUAACCAAGUGCACUAUGCCCAGAGCUCCCCCAGGCCUGGAGGGAGAGGAGAGGCACAGGAAAGGGACAAAAAGCAAGUGGAGUCAGGAGCACAGGGAAAGAGCAGCAGUAGCAACAGUUCUGCCUCAGAGGGGACAAAAGACCUCUGAGAAUAAGUUAUUUUUCUGAGCCCACGAGCUUUGAAUUUGAAGCACCUGAGGCUUAUUGGAGAGCGAUUGCUAAUGCAGAAUAUAAUUGCUCCUUUGGGAAUGGACUGGUGCCAGUGUUGGGGCUAAUUGUCUGCCAAGGGUGAAACUUACAGGCCCUAGAAGAUGGGAGGUCUAGGAGAUCUUUCUAUCAGAGAGAGCACUCUCUUUAGGACAUCCUGUCAUCACCAGAAAUGUGGCAGCGUUGGUAUUCCCUCAGUUCCUCAUCAAGAGGAAAUGGCUGGUAAACAUUUUUCUACCAUUUUUAGACCUUUCCCCUGCAGUAACAAUGUGCAGGUUUUGGGCACAGUGCAAAGCCCUUGAGCAGUGUGUGGCUGACAACGACGUGGGGGAUGUGUGAGAGAGAACUCUGUAGGAAUUAGAUUUCCUAGUUGUUUUCUGUUUGUUUGUUAGCUUGGGUUUUGGGGAGAUGCCUUUUGUUGAUUUGUUUGUUUGUUUUACUCCUUUAGUUAUGCUUUCUUGUCUCACGUUGAUUUUUAACUGUUCUAGAUUCUUCUGCAUCAAAUCAUAGAUGAUUUGUCUAAAAUGGGCAGAGGCAGUCAGCCUGACCACACUUACAUCAGUUAAAUGUGUGUAUACUUUCCCGUUAUGACUUCAUUAUUUACUGUAAUUGUUAAAAGAAUGUUUUGUGAUUUUGGUUGGAAGAAAUCUUUGUGCAAUGCCAAGAUAACAAUCCAAGCUGUGGAAAAAGAACUGAUCUGUAGUGUCAUCCUUUUAAAGCAGGUAGAUGAACAAACUUGAAG
Messenger RNA from Cygnus atratus (black swan), 7015 nucleotides. It is a transcript of the gene KDM5B, whose product is annotated as lysine demethylase 5B. The coding region runs from base 208 to 4773 and encodes 1521 amino acids. The transcript has 27 exons. Gene Ontology annotation, cellular component: nucleus. Gene Ontology annotation, molecular function: DNA binding; histone demethylase activity. NCBI's taxonomy places the organism in Eukaryota, Metazoa, Chordata, Aves, Anseriformes, Anatidae. The record is from RefSeq and is a predicted model, not a curated record. Gene Ontology annotation, biological process: chromatin remodeling.